Messenger RNA from Ziziphus jujuba (common jujube), 7420 nucleotides. RefSeq names its product cysteine-tryptophan domain-containing zinc finger protein 7. Gene Ontology annotation, molecular function: zinc ion binding. The transcript has 13 exons. Bases 564 to 5828 code for a protein of 1754 amino acids. The record is from RefSeq and is a predicted model, not a curated record. NCBI's taxonomy places the organism in Eukaryota, Viridiplantae, Streptophyta, Magnoliopsida, Rosales, Rhamnaceae.
GAAAAAAAAAAAAAAAAAGAGGCCCAAGACCAAAACCAAAACCCAGCUCGCUCUCUGCUGUACAAAAAUAAAAAAUUAAAACCAGAGAGAAAGUGAAGGGGAAAAAAAAAAAUUCGAAUCCAUUACGAACUCGACGACGAAAAACCCGUCAGAGUCGGAGUCAGGCACUGAUCGAUUCGUCAAUAUCCGCUGCACAAUAAUUAUUUCCCGAUCGUGAAGUUAGAGGGAGAGUUUUUAUUAUAUUAAUUUAUAUAUAUAUAUAUAUAUAUUUUUUUUUUGGUGUAAAAUUUUGAAGAAUUUAAUUGGCUUAGUUAUUAAUUAGGGAUUUAUUUUUUGGUUGGAAUUUUCAAUGAGGAUUUGUGAUUUGGUAAGGAAAAAGUCGGUUUCAGGGGAUUUCGUUUCUGGGUUUUAUUGGGUUUUUUGAGUGCUUUGGUGGGUAAGAGAAAGGUGUGUAUUGGGAAUUGGGGGAGUGAUGCUAGACUUCAGGGAAGGUCGGUGUGUGAAGGGGUUAGGGUUAGGGUUAGGGUUUUGGGGUUAGAAGAAGAGCCUCCAGUAAGUGUUUGAUGAGGUUGGAGAUGGAGGAUAAUAGUGAGCUAGAAGAAGGCGAGGCUCGCUAUUACAAGGACGAUGACAAAAACAUUAACCCUGACACUGAUCUCUCAUACAUUGAUGUGAAGAUUCAAAAUUAUUUGGGCCAUUUCCAGAAAGAUUUUGAAGGUGGGGUAUCUGCAGAGAAUUUGGGGGCAAAAUUUGGUGGAUAUGGCUCAUUUUUGCCUACCUAUGAACGCUCUCCUGCUGUUUCAUCUCAUCCAAUGACACCGCAGAAAAACCACAUGAUGUCCAAAUCUCCUAGCAAUUUACCAAUGGAGGGUGCCUCUCAGAAUGAGAAAGCUUCUUCAACUGCACCCCAAUCUGUGAGGCCCGGAGCUGUUUCGUGCAGUGCUCAUCCAUCACAUAAUAAUGCAAGGGCACCUUCUGGAGAUGUUCCACUCAAAAAAGAUUCAAGCUUGCGUUCUACUCAAGUAACUGAAAAAUAUUGUUUGAAAAAUGAAACUACAAACAGAAUGAGUAAUCCGACUGAUCAAAGAACACUGAAGGUUCGAAUCAAAAUGAGUUCUGAUAACAUGGCCCGGAAGAAUGCGAUUUAUAGUGGUCUUGGGCUUGAUGACUCUCCAUCUUCGUCUUCGGGGAACAGCCACGAGGAAAGUGGAGGGGUGCCACCUGUAACUCAAGAGUCUAAAAAAGAGUCUCCCACUGAUAUUAUUCAGGUAAUGACUUCCUUUCCCGUUCCUGGAGAGAUACUAGUAUCACCACUUCAGGACAGUAUGCUUUGCCUGAUAAAAAGGGAAAAACUUUGUAGAGCAAGUAAUCUGGAGCAUUCUCCCAAGCGUAUUCAAGAGCAGUCAACCUUGUUAGUGCAGGAGCCGGAUUCCAUGAGGGGAGAUAGAAAAGUGUUAAAGGAGAAGAAAACAAAAUUAGGUGGGAGAAGUGAGAGACAGACUGAAGUGAAGCAUGAGAAUGUUUGUCAUUUUGAGAAUAACACAACAAUUCCUGAGAAGAAGACAUCCAAAAAUGAGGCCCCAGAAGGCAAAGAUUUUUUGCCUAAUGGCUUGAAAUGCAUGCCUUUAUCUAACUCGAUAUGUGGUGCUGGAGACUUGUUGAAAGUAACUGGUCAGCCAUCUGAAGUUUCCAGGGAGGUGGACAAUAAGAAUGAGGUGAAAGGCAGAUUAUUUUUUUCUGAAUUAGCAAAAGUGGAAUCAUUGGAGUCUUUCUCUGGUCAGGACCAUCGCAAGAAUGAGAAGAAAAAAUCUAGGAGUGCUUCAGUGGAAAAGGUUUUGGAGAAAAGAGAGACAAAUUGUCGCAAGGAUGUUACUGGUGACCUUAGGGAUCACGGAAAGGGCAAGAGCAAGGGCAAGGGCAAGAACAAGAACAAGAACAAGAGCAAGAGCAAGAGCAAGAGCAAGAGCAACAAGAUCUCUCCCUCCUUAAAAAUUUAUGAGGUACCAAAAUGUAAAGAAGAGGUAGAUCUGCAAUGGCAGAGUGUUGGUCAGAAGAGUAUAGUUCAUGAACAAGAUGAAAGAAAUGUGCCUCAUAAGGAGGAAAAACCAACAUUUGAAGGCAAGGAUAAGUCAAAGGAGAUACUAGGUAAUGAUAAGCCUACAGCUGUUUUAACCAAGGAUAGUCUGAGGGUUGAAAUGGGUGCAGUUCUUGAAGAUAAAAAGAAUAUUGCUCGUGGUGUUGCUCCUAGUGGUAGUAAAAUGCAGAAGCAUAAAUCACAUAAUAAUAACAAGGGCAAAGAUAAUUACAAAGAUCCAUUAAGGGGCAAAAAUUUGGAACAAUCAGAUAACAAUAUGGAUCCAAGAGAGAGGCCUUUGGGUGAUAGGCCAAAGGAUGCUUACCUCGAUGAUGUUGAAGCAGAAAGAAAAAUGGUCCUGGAUAAACCAUUGAAAACAUUAAAUGGUAAAAAGGUUGAUAAUCAGUUGAUGUCAGAGGCAACUUUAAAAGGUGAUCCAAAUGCAUUGCCUCCUGUGAUGGCAAAUGGACAUACUUCACAGUUGGUACCGGCAGCAGUUGCUCCUGUAGUUAUAGAAGAAGAUUGGGUGUGCUGUGACAGUUGUCAGAAGUGGAGGCUUCUACCGUUUGGUACUAAGCCAGAGCAACUCCCUGAGAAAUGGUUGUGUAGAAUGCUAAACUGGCUGCCUGGAAUGAAUCGGUGUGACAUCAGCGAGGAGGAGACAACGAAAGCACUAAAUGCGUUAUACCAACUACCUGUUUCUGACCAUCAGAAUAGCCAACAGAAUCAGGCUAAUGGAAGCGCAUCUAAAGUAACUGCAGUUGGCGUCCAACAUCCGGACCUGAAUCUCCAUAACAACAAUUCCCAUUCUAUAUCUAAUCGAGGAAAAAAGCGACAUGCAUCAAAAGAAGUACCAAAUUCAGGUGGCAGUGGUAGUUCAUUUUGGAUCCCAAACCCCACAAAAAACCACCUGCAUGAACCUGUUAAAAGUAAAAGCUUGAAUGACAUGAACCAUCCUCCUUUAGAAUCUAGUACAGCAAAAAAAUCUGAUUCUCAAUAUUUGAGAAAGCCAUGCAACAUGGAAAAGAACAUAUCUAGGCAGACAGAAAAGCAUGUAAAUGGGGGUGAUAUUAAGGAGAGGAGAAAUAAAAGCAAGAGGGAGGCUGAUCAAUAUGCUUGUGGAACUUCCAAGAAACCUAAGAUUGAUGAUAUGUACAUUGCUGUUAAACAACAGAAUUCUGAUAAUGAGCUAGGGAAAAUUGGUCUUGGUUCCAAUGCUUGUUUGUCAAGUAAGUUACAUGAGAAAGAUGUGAAACAAAAUGAAUAUGGUUUAUCCAAGGACACAAAGUCUAAGGCCAAAGACAAGAUACAAAUUUCUGCAAGGAAACUGGAAGACCAAAGUCAGGUUUCGUCAGAUGGGGGGUCUUUAAAUAUAAAAAUGGGCAGUAAAAGAGAAAGUUCCUCGAAGAAAAGGAAAUUGAAAGAUUGGCAAGAAAACCAGAUCUAUGAGGAGACAUUUCAAAUUUCUAUGCAUGAUGACAUGGUACAUAUGAAGGAGGAAAGUAGUGAAAGUGGAUUCAGAAAGGAGAAGAAGUCCAGGAUUUCAAAGACUGAUAAGAAGGAGUCAAGUGCUAAUGGUGGAUAUGAUAAAUCAAAGGAGUCAAGUGCUAAUGGUGGAUAUGAUAAAUCAAACAGAAAAGGCAGAGAGGCUUAUGUUUCAUCAGGCACCAAAAAUCAGCAAGUUGAUCGUAUGGAAGAGAAUGGAAGUAUAGAUAAUGAACAACAGCCCAGGAAAGCAAAUAAAAAGACUAUGGGUGGUGUAUAUUCCCUGGGAAAAGAUCUGGGGACUGGGCAAGUUUCAAUGGCUGCCAUGUCAAGCUCUUCAAAGGUUUCCGGUUGCCAUAAAAUUAGGGGUAAUGUUGAAGAAGUGAAAGGCUCACCAGUGGAAUCAGUUUCCUCAUCUCCUUUGAGGAACUUCCAUUCGAAUAAGGUUACAUCAGCAGUGGGGGAUGUUUCCCAGAAAGAUGAUGCUGGAAAUGGUGGUUUCCCAUCCGUAAGUAAUCCUAUAAGAUGUGGGGAUGGGGAUGCCAAUGUUGAAAUGACUCGAUUUGGAACAUCCAGGAAGGAGAAAAUUUCAUGUGAUGGUCAACCAAAAUCCUUUAAGAUUUCAACUCUAGACUGUCAGGAUGGAGAUGCUAAUCAUAAAUUCAGUGUCAAAGCUAAACCUUCUCCUGACGUUCGGAAUGGCCAUUUGGUUAGUUGUGAUGUUGGUACAGUUGAACAUGGUCAGUGCCCAAGUCAUCAGCAUGAUAUGGAGCACUACCAUGAUGAGGAUAAAGGGCAUAGGAAUCAGGAUGCAGUUUUUCUGCACAAAUCUGGCAAGGGUUCCUCUUUGCAGUCCAAGGACAAGGGAAGAAGUUUGACUUCCAAUAUAGAUAGAGGUAAGAUGAAAGUUGUGGAUUCAGUGAGUGAGUACUCAAAGAAUGUCCAGAAGUAUGAGUCAGAGAUUGACACCAAUCAUCAUGCACCUGGUACUGAAACAACUACUGAUGUUAAGAACAGAUUUUUUAAGAAGUGUAGCAUUAAAUCCGUCAAGGAUGAGAAGAAUCAUAGUGUUAGAAUGGGCCAUGCAGGACAAGGGUCAAGUGGUAGUGGAAAGGAAAUUCAAAUGAAGCGAAAAGAUUCUGAUGGGUCAGAAGUGAAGUUGGGUGCCACUAAUGGGAAUGUCUUCUCGCACAUGAGUCAGGAUUCUGAGGGUGUUCCACCAACAGUCGAGUCAAGAACCAGGAAACCAAAACUGUUCUCAAAUUCCACAAAUGAAGGUAAAAAUGAAAUGCAGCACGUUGGGCGUCAACCUUUGCCAGGAUCUGAAAGAGCAGGCACUUUGCAUGGACUUCAGGUUGAAGCUCUUGGCAAUGGCAGUGUGCCAAAGAUACCAGAGCAUUCUGGCAGCACAGGCAAUAAGAGUAGAGCCAGUCGCAGUUUUGGACGUCUCUCACCCAACCAACAAGGAGCCAGAGAUGUCAUUUCAUCAAGUCCUUUGAAAAACUCCCCUGACCCUACUGCUUCUAAUACCCUGAAAGAAGCUAGAGAGCUUAGAGACUAUGCAGAUCGUCUUAAGAGCUCUGGGUUUGCUUUUGAAAGUAGUGAGGCUUACUUCCAAGCUGCCUUAAAGUUUCUCCAUGGAGCUGUGCUUCUAGAAUCUUGUGGUAGUCAGAGUGCCAAACAUGGAGAGAUGUCUCAAAUGCAAGUAUACAGUACUACAGCCAAACUUUGCGAAUUCUGUGCCCAUGAAUAUGAAAAACGCCAAGAAAUGGCGGCAGCUACCUUGGCUUAUAAAUGCAUGGAGGUGGCAUACAUGAGGGUGAUAUACUGUAAAAAUUCAAGUACAAACAGAGAUCAGCGUGAUUUAAUAGCAUCUUUACAGAUUGUUCCUCAAGGUGAAUCUCCAUCAUCUUCUGCAUCAGAUGUAGAUAACUUAAACAACCAAGUGACAGUGGAGAAGGCUACAUUACCCAAGGGUUCUUCUCAAGUUACUGGAAACAAUAUCAUUCUUGCUCGAAACAAUCCCAAUUUUGUUCGGCUGCUUGACUUUACGCAGGAUGUAAGUUUGGCAAUGGAGGCUUCAAGAAAAUCCCAGAACGCAUUUGCAGCUGCACAUAUAAACCUGGAAGAGGCUCAAAAUAGGGAUUGUAUUGCUACUCUUAAAAGUGUCAUGGAUUUCAGCUUCCAAGAUAUAGAGGAACUUAUACGCUUGGUUCGGCUUGCUAUGGAGGCUAUAAAUCGUUCUGGUUUCGGCAGUUCUAGAGACUAAGUCAACCCCUGUAUAUAUUGCAUGUUUUUCUGAUUUUCUCCUAGUGAACAGGCAUCUGAGGGGGAAAAGGGUGCCUACAUAGACCUGCACUGGAAGAUCUGCAAAGAGGCGGGUCAUCGACAGUUCAUUACCCCUCUGUACAUGUGUACAAAAGUGAGAUUGAUUAGCAAAUUUUGUGAUGUAAUUUUUUUGCACAUUAAGUUUAUUAUUAACGUGGAUAAGAGCACAACAUGCUCAGCCUUAAGUUUCAUGGGUUGGGGGUAGAGAAACUGAAAUACUUGUUCGGCAGCACGUCUCAGAGGUCAUGUAAUAGUUCAGUUUAAUAUUCUUUUGCUCCAGUGAUUCGGAGCUUGAGGGAACAAAAAUAUUUAUAGAGAUUGGACACUCUUAGGCAACCAUUUUGAGGAGGUUGAUACAUUAAUAGGGAUGACUGGUUAAUGUUCUAUAAAUGACUUUUUCUUUAUAUUUUAAAAUUUUGAUGAAAUGGAAAUACCAGGUUCUUGUGUUGGUUCUGUACUUCCCUGUAUAUCUCUAGAAUUUUCAAAGCUUAAGAUAUUGGUCCUAACUAGCUGCGCAACAUUCCUGGGAAAAGAUACUGUUGGAGUCAUCAGGUUGCAAUAAAAAGGCUUCUUGGUCUGAGCAGUUUUAUUAUUUAUCAGACAAAGUGAGAAGUUCAAAGGAUUUCCAGUAUUAUGCGAUUGGCAUUCUGCUGCUAGUCAAAUAACUCAAGAUGGCAGGAGGUAUUUGUUAAUCUCCAUCAAUAAGCCACUUGAUCUUGGACAACAACAUAUGAAAGAUUUUCUCUUCAUGCUCUCCAUUUAUGCAGCAUAGAAAUGUAAGAGGUAAAAGUCAAAUUUCAUUUGUUUCUUAAUGUUGUAAGAUGAUGUUUUCUUUUCUUCAAUCAUAUUUUUAGAACACAGCAAAUUUUUGUAUUUCACUUUAUGUACUGAUUAUUCAUUAUUGGCAACAGAAAACGAUUCCUGGGAAAUUAAAUCUUUGAGCAACUAAUUUCACUAAAUUUCAUUAUGCUGCACCCUCUUUCUAACUCCUUGCAUGACUGUGCUGUAUCUCUUUCUGGUUGUCUCUGUGCUUGAAUUCUGUCUUCGUUUUGUUCCUCUUUCUGAUAUUGGCUGUGGGUUGUGUUGAAUUAGUGUAGCUCAGUGUUGCUGUUUCUCUUGGGUUUUAUUGGUGAUGUAAAGUACCCGCUUUGCCAGAAACUCCCUAUCAUUAUCAGAUCUUAAUUCUGGUUUUCUAGGAAUGAUCAUUACAGUUUUGUGUUCUUGUAACAAUGAAAUGGUGGAUAUUGUUUUCCUGUUAUGAUGAGAACACAUUAUCAUAUUGCUACUGGUUACGGGUACUGAAGCAGAGUUUUUAUUGAUUAUGAUUGUAACACUACCGGAUAUUGGUUUUAGGUAGGGGGGAAAUAGAUACGUCGACUUGGUGGUUACUAGCAGCAAAUGCUGAUGCAAAGGAUGUCUUCCACUUAUUUUUUUGUAUCUAAAAUUCUUUUUUGCUUAAUUUAUUUAGUAUUCUUCUCUAUUGAUAUGGUAUAAAUGUACACAUUUUCUAUAUGUUUGCUGAUUUCAGCGCUU